Eptesicus fuscus (big brown bat) is the source of this 883-nucleotide messenger RNA. RefSeq names its product protein SCO2 homolog, mitochondrial (gene SCO2). The record is from RefSeq and is a predicted model, not a curated record. Gene Ontology annotation, biological process: intracellular copper ion homeostasis; mitochondrial respiratory chain complex IV assembly. Gene Ontology annotation, cellular component: mitochondrial inner membrane. Lineage: Eukaryota; Metazoa; Chordata; Mammalia; Chiroptera; Vespertilionidae. Gene Ontology annotation, molecular function: copper chaperone activity; copper ion binding. The transcript is spliced from 2 exons. The coding region runs from base 52 to 858 and encodes 268 amino acids.
UGCUCAGGAACCCAGGCAAGCCGGCACUUGGAAUGAUUUCAGGCAGCUCAGAUGCUGAAACACAGGAGCAUCAGGCCUGUGCUGCUGCUGCUGGCUCAGCCGCCCAAGGCUCAGCGCGGGCUCUCUCAGCUCAAGGCCUCCGCCCUCCUGAGGACUCCUGGAGGCGAGGCCCUCCAUGUGAGGUGCCGGCUCUUGUCAGGGCAGGGCCAGCCCCGGGGCCCUGGGCUUCGAACUAGGCUGCUGGUCACGGCCUUAUUUGGGGCGGGGCUGGGUGGGGCCUGGCUGGCCGUGAGGGCUGAGAAGGAGCGGGAGCAGCAGCGGCGGCGGACAGAGGCCCUGCGCCAGGCCUCUGUGGGCCAGGGAGACUUUAGCCUGCUGGACCACCGGGGCCAGGCUCGCUGCAAAGCCGACUUCCGAGGCCAGUGGGUGCUGAUGUACUUUGGCUUCACUCACUGUCCCGACAUCUGCCCUGACGAACUGGAGAAGCUGGUGCAGGUGGUGCGGCAGCUGGAGGCCCAGCCCAACCUGCCCCCGGUGCAGCCCAUCUUCAUCACGGUGGACCCCGCGCGGGACGACGUUGCCGCCAUGGCCCGCUACGUGCAGGACUUCCAUCCUCGGCUACUGGGCCUGACUGGCUCCGCUGAGCAGGUUGCCCAGGUCAGCCACAGCUACCGUGUGUACUACAACGCCGGCCCCAAGGAUGAGGACCAGGACUACAUCGUGGACCACUCCAUUGCCAUCUACCUGCUCAACCCCGACGGCCUCUUCACAGACUACUAUGGCCGGGCCAGGUCGGCCGAGCAGAUUGCAGACAGUGUGCGGCGCCACAUGGCUGCCUUCCGCAGUGUCCUGCACUGAGCCGGUCAUUAAAGGGCUUGGCGGA